Molecule: messenger RNA, 1677 nt
Organism: Lithohypha guttulata
Lineage: Eukaryota; Fungi; Ascomycota; Eurotiomycetes; Chaetothyriales; Trichomeriaceae
Exons: 2
Coding region: 1-1677 (558 amino acids)
Biological process (GO): aspartyl-tRNA aminoacylation
Cellular component (GO): cytoplasm; cytosol; aminoacyl-tRNA synthetase multienzyme complex
Molecular function (GO): ATP binding; aspartate-tRNA ligase activity; RNA binding
Source: RefSeq, a predicted model, not a curated record
AUGUCUGACAAGCCUCCCAACCCAGAGGCAACUCUUCCAGUACGAGCACACGACAAUCCAAAUAUCCCUAACUCAGCCGACGGAGCACCUUCGAAGAACGCGUUGAAGAAGGCUCAGAAAGACGCGGAGAAGGCUGCGAAGAAGGCUGCCUCGAAGCAAAAAGAGGAAGAACAAAAAGCUGCUCAGCAAGCAUCUGCCGACGUCGACAAUGCAAAGGACAACUAUGGUCCACUAUCCACGGGCAACGAAGUGGAAAUCACUCAUCUCAAGAACAUUGGGGAGGAGCACGCCGACAAGGUCAUCAAUGUCAUAGUCCGAGUACACAAUAGCAGAGGCCAAUCUGCUAAGCUGGCCUUCCUCAUGCUGCGCCAACAGGGCAGAACCAUUCAAUCAGUUCUCGCUGUAGGUGACGACGUCUCCAAGCAGAUGGUGAAAUGGGCUGUCGGCAUCAGUAUCAAUUCCUUCGUGAGAGUCUCCGCUUUGGUCAAGAAAACCCCUGCCCCCGUCGAAUCAGCUACAAUUAAGGCCUACGAGCUUCACAUCAAGAAGAUCUACCUCAUCUCUCAAGCCCAACAGAUGCUUCCAGUCCAACCCAAGGACAUAGAGCGACCAGCACCAGAAACUGCCGAAGAAGGCCAGACUGAUGCCAGUGGUGCUCCUGUUGUCACCCUGAAGACUCGCCUGGAUAACAGAGUUAUUGACCUGCAGUCUGAGUGCAAUCAGGCUAUAUUCACAAUCUCUAGCGCCGUUGAAGGUCUAUUUGAUGAAUACAUGCGCAAGUCUGGCUCCAGAAAGUUUAACACCUCGAAGCUGGCCGGUGCUGCGACUGAAGGUGGUGCUGGUGUCUUCGAGGUUUCAAAUUAUUUCGGCAAGAAGGCAUAUCUCACCCAAUCUCCUCAAUUCUACAAGCAGAUGCUUAUCGCUGGUGAUUGUGAAAGUGUUUUCGAGGUUGGCCCUGUUUUUAGAGCUGAGAAUAGCAACACCCAUAGACAUUUGACUGAAUUUACCGGCCUUGACUUCGAGAUGGUCUUCGACAACCAUUACCACGAAGUCCUAACCUUUGCAGAAAACCUUAUAGUCUUCGUCGUUACUGAGCUACUAUCCAGGUAUGAACCUGAAAUAGCCGUCAUUCAAAAGUACUUUCCAAAAGCUGGAGACUUCAGGAUUAAAGACAAUAAGGCGUUGAGACUAAAAUACCUCGAAGGUAUUCAGCUGCUGAAGGAUGCUGGCGUCGAUACAACAGAGCAGGACGAAUUCAAAACAGACCUUACCACAGCCAUGGAGAAGCAAUUGGGCAAGAUCAUCAGAGAGAAGUACGACACUGAUUUCUAUGUUUUGGACGAAUUCCCCAUGUCCGUGCGCCCUUUCUAUACAAAAGGCCACCCUUCCGAUCCUAAUUUGAGCAAUUCUUACGACUUUUUCAUGCGUGGUGAGGAGAUCAUGUCUGGUGCACAACGAAUUAACGACGCAGAAGAGCUUGAGGCAAGUAUGAGGGCCAAGGGUGUCGACCCAUCAGCAGAAGGCUUUCAAGACUAUGUUAACGCUUUCCGACAAGGUUGCAGACCUCAUGCCGGUGGUGGUCUCGGCUUAAAUCGAAUUGUCCAGUUCUUCUUAGGUCUGGACAACGUGAGGCAAGCAACGCCCUUCCCUCGUGACCCACAAAGAUUGAGGCCAUAG